Messenger RNA from Macadamia integrifolia, 1015 nucleotides. RefSeq names its product ATP-dependent Clp protease adapter protein CLPS1, chloroplastic. The transcript is spliced from 3 exons. Bases 117 to 593 code for a protein of 158 amino acids. Lineage: Eukaryota; Viridiplantae; Streptophyta; Magnoliopsida; Proteales; Proteaceae. Gene Ontology annotation, biological process: proteolysis; protein catabolic process. The record is from RefSeq and is a predicted model, not a curated record.
UAGAUUUUUAACGCAGGUGUGUCGUGUGGUGUGGUAGUAUCUGAAGCGUAGGUUGGUCUGGGGAAAGAGAGAGAGAGAGCGAGAGACACACGCAGAGUCACAGAGUCACAGCGGCCAUGGAGACGGCCAUAUGUGGAAGAGUAGCUCUUUCACCUAAUCAUGUCUUCACCCCUAAACUAGGGGAUAAGCAAUCUCUCUAUAAAGGACCAUGUUCAAUUCGGGGCAUUCUUAUGGCUGUAUCAGCGGCUGGAGCAGGCAAAGGAGGUGGUUUAUUGGAAAGGCCAACCAUUGAGAAAACUACACCUGGUCGUGAAUCUGAGUUUGACGUGAGGAAAUCAAGGAAAAUGGCCCCACCUUACCGUGUAAUGUUGCAUAAUGACAACUAUAAUAAGAGAGAGUAUGUUGUCCAAGUUCUAAUGAAAGUUAUACCUGGAAUGACCCUCGAUAAUGCAGUUAAUAUAAUGCAAGAAGCACACCACAAUGGCUUGGCUGUGGUGAUUAUUUGUGCUCAGGCUGAUGCUGAAGAACACUGCACGCAGCUGAGGGGAAAUGGUCUUCUAAGUUCAAUUGAGCCCGCAAGUGGCGGUUGUUGAAGCUCAGUCCUAGAAAAGUGCAUAUAGUUCUACUACUGUUUAUCAAUGUCCUCGGUAUAGUAUUAGAAAUCUGCUUAUUUGUACAUAACUAGAAAAAAUUUCCAUAUUACCAUCAAAUCUUUACUUGAUUAAAUUAAGACAAAGGAGAUGGAAGAUACUACAUUGGAGGAGAUCAAGAACCCAAAAUGAAGGUUGCUUGCACAGUUCAUAGUCUGCAUGCAUGAUAUGUGGCUUGGAUAGGAACAGUUCAGGUAUGGAUUUCCUUGGUUUGUGCCUUGGGGUUGCGCAAUAGGGAUUGUGAACUAUAUAUGGAAUGUGAUUAUUUUUGGUAGGUUUCCCAGAGUUUCGAAAUGCUUGACAUUGAAAUUUCUUUUAUUGGAAGAGUAGAAUGGGAAAUGAGUUUAGAUAUGCUGAUAAACCAA